Poecilia latipinna (sailfin molly) is the source of this 2170-nucleotide messenger RNA. RefSeq names its product F-box only protein 6-like. The record is from RefSeq and is a predicted model, not a curated record. NCBI's taxonomy places the organism in Eukaryota, Metazoa, Chordata, Actinopteri, Cyprinodontiformes, Poeciliidae. Gene Ontology annotation, molecular function: protein binding; ubiquitin protein ligase activity. Gene Ontology annotation, biological process: ERAD pathway; glycoprotein catabolic process; SCF-dependent proteasomal ubiquitin-dependent protein catabolic process. Gene Ontology annotation, cellular component: cytoplasm; SCF ubiquitin ligase complex. The transcript is spliced from 7 exons. Bases 218 to 1045 code for a protein of 275 amino acids.
GACGGUAUUUCCGUUUAAGAAAGGACCUAAAAAGCAUUCGUCGCGUAUCUAAAUAUGCACAGCAUAGUGAUACCCAUCCCGAAAUUAAAUCGGACGUUGCAAAGAUAACGUGGGUGAUAUUUGGGUAAAGGAAUCGAAACGAAUAAAAAAGCGUCUGCUGCUGAUUUAGUCAGAAGUCAGCUCUGUAAAACACACCAGACUUGGAUUUAUCCUAAACAUGAAGAGGAAGACUAGACCCAUAAUGGGAACUUCAUACAGCGUCAAUUCUCCUUCGCCGAUACGGAGUUCUGGUGAACCUGUCAUCCCUCUUCCUUUGGACAUACUGGAGGAAAUCUUCCUAAAUCUGCCCCCCCAAUACGUGGUGUGUGUGUGUCGAUUAGUGUGCCGCCAGUGGAAAGUUGUGGCCGACAGCGAGUCUUUCUGGAGAGAAAGAUGUAGGAGAGAGGGAUAUCACCUCCGUGAUCCUUCCAGAGUAGCCAGCAACAACUGGAGGUUGUUUUACUUCUUGUGCAAGAAGAGGAGAAAUCUCAUAAAGAAUCCAAGAGCAGAAGAUGAAUUUCAGGGUUGGAGAAUAUUGGAUAACGGUGGGAAUCAGUGGAAAAUAGAGGAACCUAUGGUGGAACAUUCAAAUCCAGCAGUAAAGAAAAACUUUGUGACCUCCUAUAGUUGGUGCAGAAAAGAGCAGGUGAUUGAUCUGAUGAAGGAAGGUUACAGCCCAUCAUUUAUGGAUGAGUUCCAGCCGCCUAUCCGGAUAUCUGACUGGUACGCACCCCGCUGGGAUUGUGGAAGCAUCUAUCAGAUUUCUGUGCAGCUACUAGAUCACGAGCAAGACAUUCUCCAGGAAUUUAGUCCUGAGCUCCUUUCCUUUCCUCAGUGGAAUGACCAGCAGUGGCAUCAAAUGGAGUAUGUGUUCAAGGACUACGGACCAGGAGUGAGAUAUGUCCGUUUCACCCAUGGUGGCAAAGACACACAGUUCUGGGCAGGAUGGUAUGGCAUUCGUGUAACGGAGAGCUGCGUUGAAAUUUGUCCAGCAUUGGACAGCUAGCUUAUUUACGCAACUGUGCUAGGAAGACAACUCUGAACAUCUUUGAGUACUUGAGUUAGAAAAAAUAUUAUCAUUGUGGCCUUCUAAGCUAUUUUGCCUCAUUCUACAAUCUACUGACAAAAACAUGUAAGUCAAGAAGGUUUUUAUUCUUAUAUUAUUUCCAGAUGCCAAAUGUUUAAUUAUUCUGUUAAAUCUUCCCUACACAUACCUCAAAAUAUGUUUAAAUUGUACAAAGACGCUUUGUUAUGCGCAUAGUAUAAUUUGGAUGUAAAAGCAGCCAAGGUUUUCUUUUACUUGUUUGUAGGUUACUCUAGUACUGGGCACACUGUGCGUUUUCCAAAGGCUGGAAAACACACAAAACUAUUCAUAUACACAUUUAAAAUACUUUCUCAAUGCUUGAUGUAAACGCAACAUGCAGAAAUCGACAGGUUGUAGGUGUUUAGAAGGUCAAAGGUCAAGUUAACAUGCUUAACUACUGCUGAACUAUGUCAACUUACUUAAUCAAACGUUCAUUAGUCAAUUAAGCAGUCUUGCCUCACUUACUAAGACAAUGCAAUAUAAGUAGUUGGAAUUGCUUCAUGAUUGUUUAAAUGUAUGUAUCUUACCUGUUCUGGAGGACAACACCACUACCUUUAUUCCUCUUCUAAUUUGCACAUUUAUUUUUUAACCAACUGUUUUGUCUGAAAAGCUACCAUUUGCUGCCACUUACAUGUUAGCUGAAUGUGUAUUCAUGUUAAGAUGCCUCCUAUGUAUGUGGUGUUAUGAAUUAAGAAUAACCUCAAACUUUGCACUUUAUGUAAAUGCAUAUUCUUGGUUUGCAAAAAAACAAAAAACAGCCUCAUUUUAUGCAGCCUAUCCCUUUAAAAAAUAAUUUUGUUAAAAAUUCUGCUGUAAUUUGAUAUAUCUAUUGUUAACAUAUUUCUGAUGUGAUGAAUAUUUCUACCACAUCCUUGUAAAAAAGUGGACCAGAGUAGGGUAAGAUAUCUACAAUGUUAAAAGUUCAUUUUUAAACCUGUGUGUAAAGUGUUCAUGAUUACAUUUUUCGUGGCAACACUGUAUGACAAAUAUGAGCAAGCAGAGUGUUGACAAAAGCUUCCGAUUCAAUAAAUGCUUUUGGUACAUUGA